AUGGCGCCUGGUAUAUCAUCCGGACUGACGUUUGCCAUCAAGGAAGAGUUAGAAGAUAAAUCCUGCGUUCACACUGACAACACUGGAUUUAUGUUGGCAGUAAGCAAUCCAAGAGACGAGCCACAAAUUCAACGAUUUGGUACGGCAUUACCAUAUGGGAGGGAAAUUUAUGUCUCCCUUUACCCUGAAGUCAUCUUAGCCGAGAAGGAUGCCAAAGAUGUUUCCAUGGAACGGCGUGGCUGUUACUUCACCGAUGACAAGGGUGACGCCUAUUUGGAUUUCUACAAAAAGUAUUCCCGACAGAAUUGCUUGGAGGAAUGUUUCGCCAAACCAAUUUAUGUAGCAUGCAACUGUGCUAAGGUCUCCUCACCUGGAUUCCCGGGGCGAAAGUUGUGUUCUCUCCACAGUGUAGAUGGUUGCGUCAGAUUCAAAGAAGAACAAAUGCACAACGAGGGACUAAAGGAUGCAUGCAAAAAAUGUCGCCCAAAUUGCCGAGACACCAAAUACCGGACGUCGGUUACCUGGAGUCGAAUGACAGAAGAGCGCAUGAAUUACUACAAGGAAAUGUUCCAUAGCACAGAUUACAGCGGCGACAAGAAUAUUACCAUUUCCGUGGUAAAUGUCUACUUUGCGGUUGAUUCAGUCCACCCUACACGAAGGAGUGCUAGAUACAGCACUUUCGAGGAAGUUGGCCUAAUUGGUGGGACUGUCUCCAUGAUUACUGGCUUAACCUUGUUGGAUGUAAUUGAGUCUCGUGUACUAAUCGCGGUAAUAGUCGUGGCAAAGUACAAGGUGUGGAAUAAUCUUGGAAGAAUGGGAGGUCCCGCCUUUAAUUGGAAACUAUCGAUUCCCAAGUUCCUGAGACGGAAUAAUAGGGUGGUUCCCGAGGAAAUUGAGAUGGCUGCAAUCCAGCAAAGGCCACAAAGACAAGCAUUACCACGCCGUCGUCCAUCCCAUCCGAUGGAGAAUCUGCCUGGAUAUCUUCCGUAA
This is a messenger RNA of Folsomia candida, 990 nucleotides long. RefSeq names its product pickpocket protein 28. Gene Ontology annotation, molecular function: ligand-gated sodium channel activity. Gene Ontology annotation, cellular component: membrane. The record is from RefSeq and is a predicted model, not a curated record. The transcript has 8 exons. NCBI's taxonomy places the organism in Eukaryota, Metazoa, Arthropoda, Collembola, Entomobryomorpha, Isotomidae. Gene Ontology annotation, biological process: sodium ion transmembrane transport. The coding region runs from base 1 to 990 and encodes 329 amino acids.